Jatropha curcas is the source of this 1263-nucleotide messenger RNA. Its product is annotated as peroxidase 7. Gene Ontology annotation, biological process: response to oxidative stress; hydrogen peroxide catabolic process. Gene Ontology annotation, molecular function: peroxidase activity; heme binding. NCBI's taxonomy places the organism in Eukaryota, Viridiplantae, Streptophyta, Magnoliopsida, Malpighiales, Euphorbiaceae. The record is from RefSeq and is a predicted model, not a curated record.
UUAAGAGAGUGCUCCUCACGUACUUCAUUCUUCGCAUCACCAUACACUAUCUCCCCUUAUUAUUAUUUUUAUUUAUUUAUUUAUACAACACUUUGAGAGAAAGAAAAUAUACCAAUCGUAUUGCUACUCUAAACGGAGAAGAUGAAGCUGCUCUGUUUCUGUAUAUUCUUCUUCCUCUUUCAACUGAUAUUUAUAUCAGCUACAGUUCUAUUGAAACCCGUUGCUGCAAUUUUACCAAAGUCUCAUACUUCGCCAAAGAAUUUACCGUCAGUAGAUCUUUUGUCUUCCACCCAUUAUCUUAAAACAUGCCCACAAGCUGAAGGAAUCAUCCAUGACAAGGUGAAAGGAUGGUUUCAGAGGGAUUAUACAUUGGCUGCUAGCCUCAUUCGCUUACACUUCCAUGAUUGUGCUGUUAGAGGAUGUGAUGCUUCAAUUUUGUUGAACCACAAAGGAAGCGAAAGGAGGGCUUUGGGGAGCAAGACACUAAGAGGUUUCCAAGUAAUAGAUGAUAUUAAAGCAGAAAUAGAGAAACGAUGUCCAAAAACUGUCUCGUGUGCAGACAUUCUUACUGCUGCUGCUAGAGAUGCAACUGUUCUACUUGGAGGUCCAUUUUGGGAAGUCCCAUUUGGUCGUAAAGACGGAAAAAUUUCCUUCGCCAGAGAAGCUGAUAUGGUUCCUCAGGGCCAUGAAAAUGUUACUUCUUUGAUUGAUUUUUUCCAAGAAACAGGCUUGACAAUACUUGACUUGGUGGUCCUUUCAGGUUCACACACAAUAGGCAGGACCACUUGUCAUUCAAUCCUGCAGAGGCUGGCUAAGUUUGAUCCAACACUUGACAGGAAAUAUUUAAGAAACUUGACAAGAACAUGUAAAUGGAGCUCGGACUAUGUCAACCUUGAUGUCUCAACUCCAAAAAUUUUUGAUAUAGAGUAUUACAAGAAUCUUGGAAAGAAAAUGGGCUUGUUAUCAACUGAUCAAGCACUCUACUUGGAUCCAAGAACUGCACCUUUUGUUUCUGCAUUGCAAACUCAGCCUGACCUCUUCUUUAACCAAUUUUCUGUGUCUAUGGUGAAUCUUGGAAACGUUCAAAUCCCAACUCCUUUAAAUCAGAAAGAGAUUAGAAUGACUUGCAAUUAUGUCAAUCCUUGAAGGAUAGCAUACUGUCCAUAGCUUCUUUUUUUUUUUUGGCUUGUCAGAAGCUACGUUUCGAUUAUGUCAAUUCUUGUUUUUGUCUGUUCUUUUAAUUGUUUUUAUAGUCCCUUAAUU